This is a messenger RNA of Aureobasidium vineae, 942 nucleotides long. NCBI's taxonomy places the organism in Eukaryota, Fungi, Ascomycota, Dothideomycetes, Dothideales, Saccotheciaceae. The record is from the annotation of a GenBank genome assembly.
AUGGCCCAAAUCAGAGGGACGGCAGGAUACCACUUGGGCUCGCAGCCUUCGUUUGGCGGUCCCGGACGACCAGAUGCCACCAACGAUCCCAGCCCGCUGGAUGCCAUCCGCGAACAGACCAGCAAGAUUGAAGACUGGCUCGACACCUUGUCGCAUCCCGUCAAGCCCUACAUCCCUGCCAUUGGCCGCUUCCUCAUCGUCGUGACCUUCCUCGAGGAUGCCUUGCGCAUCAUCACCCAAUGGAGCGACCAGCUCACCUACCUGCACGACUACAGACACAGUACGUUACUCCGCCGCUCUGUCCGAGAGCCCCGACUAACACACCACAACCANGUCCCCUCCGGCCUCACCCACCUGUUCCUCAUCGCCAACGUCAUCGCCAUGAGCGUCUCGUCCUUUAUGAUCAUCGUCCGCAAGCACAGCGAAUACGCCGUCAUGGGCCUCUUCGGCGUCGUCAUCACCCAAGCCCUCGGCUACGGCCUCAUCUUCGACCUCAACUUCUUCCUGCGUAACCUGUCGGUCAUGGGAGGUCUGCUGAUGGUCCUGUCCGACAGCUGGGUGCGCAAGCGCUUCGCCCCCGCCGGCCUACCUACUCUCGACGAAAAGGACCGCAAGAUGUACUUCCAGCUUGCUGGACGCGUCCUGCUCAUCUUCCUCUUUGUUGGCUUCGUCUUCGCUGGCGAGUGGAGCUUUGGAAGAGUCGUUGUGAUCUUGCUGGGUGCGGUUGCUUGUGUCAUGGUUGUUGUUGGCUUCAAGGCAAAGUGGAGUGCCGUCAUGCUUGUUGUCAUUCUCAGUGUCUUCAACUUGCUCGUCAACAACUUCUGGACUGACUUCGCUAAGUACGAUUUCUUCCAAAUCCUCUCGAUUGUCGGUGGUCUUCUCCUCUUGGUCAACAUGGGUCCCGGCCAGUUCAGUGUCGACGAGAAGAAGAAGGUUUACUAG